GAUGCAUUAGUCUUGGUGGGGUCAUGUUGCGAGAAAUGAUUUUGCAAAAGACACAAACAUUCUCCGGUUGCCGUUACCGUGCGUGAAGUAUUCGAAAACAAAUUCUGCCAAUUUGUAAAAGUUCUUUCGACUUCGUUUUAUGUUUGUCUGGUUUGGUGGAAGCAAGAAAUUUAGAGAUUUGGGCGAGUUUUCGGAUUGCGUUCAAAAUAUUUGCGCAAAGCUCCCGUGUUUUGCAGGACAUGCAGGUAGCGGUUUUCCAUGUAAUUCGCGUAAAGGGAUGGCACAGGAGACAAAAGUUAACUCUUCGUUGUUUUCUUUCCUUAUUUUACACAAAGUGUUGACACCACUGUACUGUCCUGAAUGCCCUUGUGUACGUGACGGCUAGACGUGACGCAUGCUGAGACGAGCUUAUUUUACGCACGAAGUUUACAGGCCUAUUUCUCAACUGAUAAUAUCAGAUUUCUGGUUGCGAAAAAGUUAUUGAAGUUGUUCAAAGUUCUUAACGCAAUUAUUCGUUCAUAACUUCGGUGUAUCUGUAUCUAAUAUUGGCAGCGUUACAUUUUCAUUUGUUCAACGCACUCAACGGGAGAAAAUGGAAGACCGUAAUAUGGCCAAUGAAAUUUUGACGACGAUAACCUCUGUUCUCUCUCUUUUUGGCACAGUUUUCAUCGUCAUUUCUUUCUUCAUGUGGAAGGAUAUUCGAACAACCUCAAGGCGAAUUCUUGUUUACAUUUCCAUUGCAGACUUCUUCACAUGCGUGGCAACUAUCGCUGCAGUCACGAAUUUUUGGUUAUCUGGAAGUGAGAACCCGCAAGUUUGUCUUGUGCAAAGCGUAAUCGGAACUCUCUCAGUGCUGUGCUCUUUCUUCUGGACGGUUUCAAUGGCUGUGUAUUUGUACAUCUCCGUCUGCAUGAAGAAAUCGCGUUUAGCUGAGAGGUUAAUGUACGUUUUUCAUGUUUGUUCGUGGGGAAUUCCUUUAUUAAUCGUAACCCUUGCCGCAUCAUUGCAUAAGCUUGGAGACAAUGGUAGCAAGGUUUCUGCAGGAUGGUGUUGGGUCAACAUAAACUUGAACUGGAGUGACCAAGUGUUCUGGAUGCUGUUGGCUGGAAAAUUGUGGGAAAUAAUUGCAUCUGUCGUUAUUGCUGUACUCUACGCUUUGCUUAAACAGAAUAUGAAGAAAGAGCUUCAUCACAAGAGCGGAGUUUUAACCCAAAGCACUGUUGCACAGGCUCAGAAGGCAGAAAGGAAGUUGAUAUUUGUUCCAUUGAUAUUUGUCUUCUUGCGCAUGUGGGGUACCAUACGAUUUUUCCUGUUAAUUGCUGAUGGACCAGAUUCUAAGUCAUAUGACUGGCUACUUAUUUUGCAGGGCAUUGGAGAUAACGCUCCAGGGUUUGCAAACUUUCUUCUCUUCUGCUUUUUUACUGAGAAGUUUCUUGGGAACAUUCGCUGGUGUCUUCAAUCUUGUACAAUCAGCUCUGCACCAAAAAAUCAAAGUGUCUACCAGUCCAGCUCGUCGGCAACUUAUGGCAAUGAUGUGACAAAUAUACAAGAACCAAUUAUCAGUGAGCACAACAGAAACAGAGAAACUGAUUGUCUAAAGGGGCAAAUUAACCCUGAUUAUUCAUCAAUGGUUUGCUAACUUAACUGAUUGAAAUUAUGUGAGUCAGUGAGUAAAACACGGUGGUCUGACAUUUGAGAGAGUGCCUUCUUUGGUCAACUGAACAGCUUAACACAACUUAACGAAAAAUGUUGCAUUGUCUUUGUGUAGUGAAAAUUGUAUUUAAGGGAUUAAAUAGCCUAUUGCCUUGAGGUAUAGUUUUUCUUAGUUAUCUCAGUUUGUUAUAUCAUGUUUGGACUAGAAGUGUUAUAAGCUGUAAUAUUGUUUACUUUGUGUAGUUUUCUGAAGAUACUACAUGUAUUCAUGAGAAUAACUAAUUAAAAUUCUUUAUAAGUUAUAAAAUAUUUACCAUGUAUAAUCCUUAUAUAUUUUGUGCAUCAGAUUAUGUUAAAGAUUAUGCAGAUUUUAAAUUUAUUUAAUACUGCUAAAUAUAAUGAUAUGUACUGUGGAUAAGUAUAUUUAGAAGCCUACUACCAGUAAUCUAAUACCAAGAAGUACAUUUUUUCUUUCAGAUAAAAGUAAUUUUUAAGUAACUGGAAAAAUGGCCAUAUGUGCUCAAGGGCGUAAAGAGGAUUGAGGAUCAAAUAGUGGUAAAAGUCUGCAUUAAUUGGAUUUUGCAGUGAUCAAAAUGCAUGUCUCCCGAGAUCUCCUAUUAUGUAAUAACGUAACCAGUACUACAAUGACUAUAAUUAACACUAAUUUAAAGGAAUCUAUAACUUGUUCUUUCAGAAGUGCAGCAGUGAAUAAAUGUUUAAAAAACAUU
Molecule: messenger RNA, 2381 nt
Organism: Orbicella faveolata
Lineage: Eukaryota; Metazoa; Cnidaria; Anthozoa; Scleractinia; Merulinidae
Product: G protein-coupled receptor 157-like
Biological process (GO): adenylate cyclase-activating G protein-coupled receptor signaling pathway; cell surface receptor signaling pathway
Cellular component (GO): plasma membrane
Molecular function (GO): G protein-coupled receptor activity
Source: RefSeq, a predicted model, not a curated record